AUCUAGGCUACCCUUACCACGCCUCUCCUCGCGGCCGACCCCGACCCGAUAAGCGACUCCGAAGAUGCCACCCCCGUAGCGCCUAGGGCGGCGCGGGCCGGCCGGCCGUGGCAUACUACUCGCCUACGUGAGACGCUGCUGUUCGUAUGGGCCCUCCUCGCUACCGCCGGCGUGCUGGUUCUCGCCGUCUGGGUAUCCCACCAGCAGCAGACCACCUACAACACGCCUGCUGGCAAGCGUAAUUUGAUCUUCAUGGUCUCCGAUGGCAUGGGCCCUGCCUCGCUCUCCUUGACCCGUAGCUUCAGGCAGUAUACCGACGGCCUCGAGUACGGCAACACCCUCACCCUCGAUAAGCACUACUGGGGCAGCAGUCGAACGCGGAGCAGCUCCUCCCUGGUCACCGACAGCGCUGCCGGUGCGACCGCCUUCAGCUGCGGCCAGAAGAGUUACAACGGCGCCAUCUCUACGCUUCCCGAUUUCACCCCCUGCGGUACCGUGCUGGAGGCGGCCAAGAAGGCAGGGUACAAGACCGGCCUCGUGGUUACCACGGAUAUCACCGAUGCCACCCCUGCCUGUUUCGCCAGCCACGUGCAUUACCGCUCGCAAAACGACGAGAUCGCGCUACAAGAGGUCGGCAACGGCCCGCUUGGCCGCGUCGUCGACUUGAUGUUUGGAGGUGGUCGAUGCCGCUUCCUGCCUAACAGCACUGCCGGUGGGUGCCGCGCCGACGACAUCAACGUGGUAGAAAUCGCGCGGAAAGAGCACGGCUGGAAUUACAUCAACGAUCGGGCCGCCUUCGACGAAUUCUGGGAGAGCAAGAAGGACGUCCCUCUCCCCAUGCUCGGGCUCUUUGCCGACUAUGACGUCCCCUUCGAACUGGACAGGCGGAACAUGAACGAUGUCUACCCGAGUCUGAGCGAGAUGGCUAAGACGGCUUUGAAGGCGCUCGAAAAGGCCACGGAGGGCAGCGACAAGGGUUUCUUCUUGAUGAUCGAGGGGAGCCGGAUCGAUCACGCCGGGCACGGCAACGACCCCGCCGCCCAAGUUCGAGAGGUUCUCGAGUAUGACAAGACGUUUGCGGCCGUCCUGGAUUUCCUGGAGCAGAGCAGCACUCCCGGCGUGCUCGUUUCUACUAGUGACCACGAAACCGGUGGCCUGGCAGUGGCCCGACAGGUGAAUGCCGACUACCCUCAAUAUCUGUGGUAUCCCGCCGUGCUGGCCAACGCCUCGUCAUCCUCGGAACAUCUUGCUCACCACCUUCGAGAACACAUAUCCAAGUCAACCGAGCAAUCGCUCGACAAGCUCAAGAAAUUUAUCGAGGUAGAGCUCGUGGCCUCCGGCCUCGGUAUCCAUGACGCCUCUGAGGAGGAGCUCACCGCGUUGGCCUCGGACCCCGACCGGGCCCAGUCCUUGUUUGCGGACAUGAUUAGCGUCCGGGCGCAAAUCGGAUGGAGCACCCACGGUCACUCAGCUGUCGAUGUCAACAUCUACAGCUCCGGAGGACCCGGAGCCGAAGCUAUCCGAGGGAACGUAGAGAACACCGACGUGGGGAAGUACCUUAGGGACUACCUAAAUGUCGACGUCGACGCCAUCACAAAAGAGCUCAACGACAAGAUGGGCUCGGGGGCGGGACUCGGUCCAGCUGACCGCAGCAUCGCCGGUAUGGAGUCUCCCUUGGCCGAGGACCACUGGGCAGCCCAUGAGGAGAUGGAGACGAAACGAGGGGACUUGGCGUGAAGGUAUGAGGAGGCGGACACAGGAUACCCACCCGCGUUGAUGGCCUUCCCAGUUCGACUUGGCUUUUAGAUCUCGCAAGCGGUAAAGUCUUCUUUCUUCUCAUUUUUUGGUUACCAGAAUUGGUUU
Molecule: messenger RNA, 1863 nt
Organism: Durotheca rogersii
Lineage: Eukaryota; Fungi; Ascomycota; Sordariomycetes; Xylariales; Xylariaceae
Product: alkaline phosphatase-like protein
Exons: 2
Coding region: 253-1737 (494 amino acids)
Biological process (GO): dephosphorylation
Cellular component (GO): fungal-type vacuole membrane
Molecular function (GO): alkaline phosphatase activity
Source: RefSeq, a predicted model, not a curated record